Messenger RNA from Oppiella nova, 702 nucleotides. NCBI's taxonomy places the organism in Eukaryota, Metazoa, Arthropoda, Arachnida, Sarcoptiformes, Oppiidae. The record is from the annotation of a GenBank genome assembly.
AUGACCGCAAAAAGACAACUAUUUUUGACAGUUUUUUCGGUGCACACAGUGUUUAUAAUAGCGUUGAAUAUGUAUUUCUCGGUCACAUCCUUCUCCACACCCUUACACUUGUGCCACAACUGGUCCGACAGCUGCUUCUCGAGCUCCUGUAGCUCUUUGCGCUGCGAACGGAUCGCUUGGACGUCGCGCUGGAUGUCCUUCAAGUCGGUGAUCAUCUGCGAGCAACUCAUGACAAUCGGUUGGCCAUCGCCGCCAUCGGGUGUCUCGAUUUGGCACAACUUGUGCUCCAAUUGGUACAGAAUUGAGUCCAUCAACGCUUCCCAACUGAUCGCCAGACACGCAGACAUCACCGCAAAUGAUAAGACAAUCGAUGGCACCAUCGGUGGUAACGUGACACGAGGAUUACUAAUACUUACGACCGCUUCCAGAGUAUCCACACAAUUAGCCAUUUCGGUGAUAAUCUCCUAUAAUCUUAUGUGUGGUCUUGGGAUCAGUUGCGGUGAUCUCAACAAGAGGGGCGCUGUAAUAGAGGGGUGUUUUCCGGGGGGAGUCACAGGUUAUAGACCCCCGGGACUGAAACCCCCCACACAAUACACUGCCCCCUCGCACACCACACCCACGCUCAACGUAACGUUUAUUCUGAACGUAUUUCAAUACGUGAGUCACUUCAUAGGCAUAGGUGUAGAGGUGUUGGCGACUUGA